This is a messenger RNA of Trichoplusia ni (cabbage looper), 3809 nucleotides long. Its product is annotated as multidrug resistance protein 1B-like. The record is from RefSeq and is a predicted model, not a curated record. Gene Ontology annotation, molecular function: ABC-type transporter activity; ATP binding; ATP hydrolysis activity. Bases 16 to 3225 code for a protein of 1069 amino acids. The transcript has 21 exons. Lineage: Eukaryota; Metazoa; Arthropoda; Insecta; Lepidoptera; Noctuidae. Gene Ontology annotation, cellular component: membrane. Gene Ontology annotation, biological process: transmembrane transport.
UUGGGCACUGCACUUAUGAAUGUUACAGCUUUAAAUCAGGUUCAUAAAAUCAGACAAGAGUAUUUAAAAGCAGUGUUAAAUCAAGAUUUUGCGUAUUUUGAUAGGCACCAAACCGGAGAUUUCGCAUCCAAAAUGACUGAUGACGUCAUUAAAUUGGAAGAAGGUAUUGGUGAUAAAGUCUCUGCAUUUGUGUACAGUCUAACCACAGCCAUUGGUUGCAUAGUUAUGGCGAUGUUGAAGGGAUGGAAACUGGCUCUACUGUGUCUCACAACGACACCCGUUACCUUCCUGCUUGUGGGCUUGACUGGACGAAUAGCCGAUCGUCUGUACAAGAAAGAGGCGGAGCAGACUGGUCGAGCGAGUGCAAUAGCUCAGGAAGUGCUGAGUUCUAUUCGUACUGUGUACUCUUUUAAUGGCCAACAGAAAGAGCUGGAACGAUAUAAAAAGCCUCUUGCAGCUGCCAAGAAGAUAUAUAUUAAAAAAGAAUUUUUUACGGGCCUCUCCAUGGGAUGUUUGUUUUUCUGCAUUUUUGGCUCAUACGCGGUAUCAUUUUACUUCGGUAUAUAUUUAGUUAUCAAUGAUCCAGCAAACUAUAAUGCUGACGUCAUGUUUUCGGUAUUUUUUGGUAUAAUGACAGCUCUGGGGAAUUUAGGCAUGGUGGGCACCCUAGUUAGAUCGUUUGGCCUGGCGCGCGGUGCAGGGGCUCAGAUAUUUAACCUGUUGGACACUGUGCCUACAAUCAACCCAUUAUUAGAGCGAGGAUUCGUUCCCAACAUGGCAGAGGGUUCCAUCGAACUGAAGAAUGUUGUGUUCCAGUAUCCUUCUAGAUCCAAUGUGCCUGUAUUGAAAGGGGUUAGCUUAAGUGUGAAGCGGGGUCAGUCUGUUGCACUGGUGGGCCACUCUGGUUGCGGGAAGUCUACUAUAAUACAGCUUAUAUCUCGAUAUUACGAUGUGUCCAGCGGCAGUGUAUGCGUGGAUAAUAUAGACGUUCGGGAGCUGUCGGUCCGCUGGCUCCGCUCACAGAUAGGGCUCGUGCGACAAGAACCGGUGUUGUUCAACAACACGGUGCGGGAGAACAUCCGCUACGGCCGCGAGGACGCCAGUGACUUAGACAUCCAGGCAGCCGCCAAACAGGCUAACGCACACCAGUUUAUUAUUAAACUGCCGAAGGGCUACGAUACUCUAGUCGGCGAACGCGGUGCUUCCCUGUCGGGUGGUCAGAAGCAGCGCAUUGCGAUAGCUCGGGCGCUGGUCCGCGAGCCGCGACUACUGUUACUUGACGAAGCCACCAGCGCACUAGACACCGCUUCCGAGGCUAAAGUGCAACUGGCUCUUGAUAAGGCAGCGCAAGGACGCACGACAGUUGUAGUGGCUCAUCGUUUAUCGACUAUCAGACACGUUGACAUGAUAUACGUGAUGAAAAACGGAGAGGUCGUAGAGACAGGCACGCACGAUGAACUCAUAGCCAACAAGGCACACUACUACGACAUGGUCUCGGUACAGGAACCCCAAGAACUAGCCGGGAGAGAAGAAAAGGCAAGGAUCACAGGAAAAGAAUCGAAAUUAUCUGAAACCGAAGAUGAAGAAGAACUGGCACCGAUGGAAGAUGAGAAGCAGCCUGAAGUGCCUCGAGUAUCGUUCUGGCGCGUCAUGGCUAUGAAGUCGAAGGAAUGGAAGUGGAUGGUCGCCGGCACUAUUUGCUCCGUUGUUAUUGGGUUCUCGAUGCCGUUAUUUAUUGUCAUAUUCGGAGAUUUGUUCGGUUCUAUGUCAGACCCUGACCCCAACAAGUUAAUGGAGAAAGUUAAAGGGGUGUCAAUAGUCUGCCUAUUCAUUGGAGUAGUGAUGGGCACGUCGAAUUUGAUCGAGGCGAUGUCAUUCGGUGUAGCAGGAGCAUAUUUGACAGAGAGGUUACGUUCUCAAAUGUUCGGACAUUUACUAAAACAGCAUAUUGCUUAUUUCGAUGAGCGAGCUAACUCUACUGGCGCUUUGUGUGCUAAGCUCUCUGCCGAAGCCGCAUAUGUACAAGGGGCCACAGGCCAGCGGAUAGGUAUAUGCUUACAAGGCGUGGGCUCCAUCGGUCUGGCACUAUGCUUGGCCAUGAUGUUCGAGUACCGAGUGGGGCUGGUCGCGCUCGCCUUCCUACCACUCGUCGUAUUCGUUGUGUACCAGCAGUCUAAAGCUAUCAACCAAGAAUCUUUUGGAAAUGCAAAGUGUUUAGAAGAAAGCACGAAGAUAGCGAUAGAGGCGGUGUCGAACGUCCGCACGGUGGUGUGCCUGGGUCGCGAGGCGAUGUUCGUGCGCGAGUACGUGCGCGCGCUGGCGCCGGCGCUGCGCGUGGCCACGCGCGCCGCGCACUGCCGCGGGCUCGUCGCCGGCCUAUCGCGCUCCAUCUUCAACUUCGUCAACGCCGCCGCCCUCACCUAUGGGGGACAUCUUAUUGUUGCUGAAGGCGUUGCUUAUGAAGAUAUCUUAGUUACUACACAGUCGCUGCAAAUGGCGUCGGGCCAGGCGCAGAACGCGUUCACGUUCGCGCCGGAGUUUCAGAAGGGCAUAAACGCAGCGUCCAGAAUCGUCGCGCUCCUCAACACCAAGCCGCUGAUCUGUGACCCGGACAUACCUAUCGUCACUCCCUUUAAAUCAAAAGGCGAAGCGAGCCUUAAAGACGUUGAGUUCAGGUACCCCAGUAGACCGGGAGUGCGAGUGCUGCGGGGGCUAGACUUACAGGUUGAUAAGGGUAAAACAAUAGCACUAGUUGGUCGCAGCGGUUGUGGUAAGAGCACUGUCAUGCAACUCAUGCAGAGGUACUACGACCCCGACGCAGGACUAGUCUGUCUGGACGGCCUGCCUCUACCGAAGCUGCGCGUGUCGGAGGCUCGCGCGGGCUUCGGCCUCGUCUCGCAGGAGCCCGUGCUCUUCGACUACAGCAUCGCCGAGAACAUUGCGUAUGGUGCUAAUGAUGGACCUCCCACGCAUCAGCAAAUCGUCGAUGCAGCUCAGCAAGCUAACAUACAUAAUUUUAUCGUGUCCUUGCCUCAGGGGUACGAAACAAACAUUGGUUCGAAAGGCAUGCAGUUGUCAGGCGGGCAGAAGCAGAGGGUGGCUAUAGCACGCGCUCUCAUUCGACAGCCGAAGAUACUCCUUUUAGACGAAGCGACCAGUGCGUUAGAUACAGAAAGUGAAAAGGUUAGUACAGAGUUAUUACAGUCGAUUCAGUCAACGUUUUAAAAAAAUGUAUAUUUUUAGGUAAGCUUGUAAAUUAUAUUUUUAUACUUAAUUUUUCUAUUCAUAUUUUACCGUUGUCACACCUGGGUCUAUCUAUGUUCUUUUUCUCCGAGAGCUCACGCUGACCAAUCGCUCAAACAUUACUAGAGUGACAAGUCAAAAGUCACGAAACAAUUCAAUAUUUCAUUUCUAUAUAAUUUAAAUUCUAUAAGUAUGUAACUUGUACAGGAUCUUAAGGAAUUAAAUUAGUUUAUGUGGCAGCAAAAAGUAAAUUACGUCUUUGCUUGGAUACGUAAGCCAAGACGAAUUAUUUCGUGACAGGGUUUACAGAAACAACAGCUGAAUCUGAUUGAACCGCGUAAAGUGCAAAGACUCAUUUACGUGACUUGCCGACAUCAUGUCCUUAAUUUUGAGUAGUUCUACCGACGUUUAUGCAUGUCAAGUAUGUCCGCAUUUGUAAUACAAUUAAGCUUUGACUUUUACGUAAAUAUAGGUGGUUCAAGAAGCUUUAGACGCAGCGAAGGCUGGCCGUACCUGCGUGACAAUUGCCCACCGUCUCAGCACGAUCCGCGACGCUGACCUAAUCU